This is a messenger RNA of Lates calcarifer (barramundi perch), 4921 nucleotides long. Its product is annotated as calcium/calmodulin-dependent protein kinase type II subunit gamma. Lineage: Eukaryota; Metazoa; Chordata; Actinopteri; Centropomidae. The coding region runs from base 198 to 2057 and encodes 619 amino acids. The transcript has 23 exons. The record is from RefSeq and is a predicted model, not a curated record. Gene Ontology annotation, biological process: protein phosphorylation. Gene Ontology annotation, molecular function: calcium/calmodulin-dependent protein kinase activity; ATP binding; calmodulin binding. Gene Ontology annotation, cellular component: neuron projection; cytoplasm.
CCUCUCCCCAGCCCCUCCCUUUCCGUCUCUGCUCGCCUCUCUCCUCUUCAGCCUUGCCUGCCUGUCAGAAAAGGUACUCCAGUGUUGGAGGCUAGGCUACCGUCCUCCUCCUCCUCCUCCCCGGACCCCGUACGAGAGCCAAGCCGCCGUCGUACCCCAAGGCUCGGGCUCCCCUCCUCUCUCACACAGCUCCGACCAUGGCAACCACCGCUACUUCCACCAGGUUCACCGACGAGUACCAGCUGUACGAGGAGCUCGGGAAGGGAGCUUUUUCAGUGGUGCGUAGGUGUGUAAAGAAGUCAUCAGGACAGGAAUAUGCUGCAAAAAUCAUCAACACUAAGAAGCUGUCUGCAAGAGACCAUCAGAAGCUUGAGAGAGAGGCUCGUAUCUGCCGUCUUCUGAAGCACCCCAACAUCGUGAGACUCCAUGACAGCAUUUCAGAGGAAGGCUUUCAUUACCUAGUCUUUGACCUGGUGACAGGAGGAGAGCUUUUUGAAGACAUUGUAGCCAGGGAGUACUACAGUGAGGCUGAUGCCAGUCAUUGCAUUAGUCAGAUCUUGGAGAGUGUCAAUCAUAUCCACCAGCAUGAUAUUGUGCACAGAGACCUCAAGCCUGAGAACCUGUUGUUGGCCAGUAAGAUGAAGGGAGCUGCAGUGAAGCUGGCAGACUUUGGCCUUGCUAUUGAAGUGCAGGGAGACCAGCAGGCUUGGUUUGGGUUUGCAGGCACCCCUGGCUAUCUCUCACCUGAAGUCCUGAGGAAGGACCCCUACGGCAAGCCUGUGGACAUAUGGGCUUGUGGUGUUAUUCUCUAUAUCUUGUUAGUGGGAUAUCCUCCAUUCUGGGAUGAAGAUCAGCACAAACUCUAUCAGCAGAUCAAAGCUGGGGCAUAUGAUUUCCCCUCCCCAGAGUGGGACACAGUGACUCCAGAGGCAAAGAACCUGAUCAACCAGAUGUUGACCAUCAAUCCAGCCAAGAGAAUCACUGCCGAACAGGCCCUCAAACACCCAUGGGUCUGCCACCGCUCUACAGUGGCAUCUAUGAUGCACAGACAGGAAACUGUCGAGUGUCUCCGCAAGUUCAAUGCUCGCCGAAAACUCAAGGGAGCCAUUCUCACCACCAUGCUGGUGUCCAGAAACUUCUCAGUGGGCCGGCAGCAUACCAACUCUGCUGCUGCCGCCUCCUCCACGGCCUCACUGGCUCAGGAAGCAUGCAAAAGUUUACUCAACAAGAAGUCAGAUUCUGCUAAGCCUUCUACCAACAACAGUAAGAACAGUAUAGUGAGCGCCAUCAAUGCCCUGAAAGACACCAACAUGGCAACCAACGCCCAGAUGGAAUCGCAGAGCACAGUGGUGCACAACCCUCCCGAUGGAGUCAAGGGAUCAACAGAGAGCAACGCCACCAACGACGAGGAGGAAAUGAAAGGUAGGAAAGCGGACAGUUCGGCGCUGAGUCAGAGCAGCGCCACAGAGGAGAUGCCCCCACUUCUGCCCUCACCUCAAAGUUCACCUGCCAUUCCACCGCAUGACGUAAAGCGCAUGGCAUGGAACAGCACAGGCAACAGCUCCUGCCCCGAGUCUGAGCUCUCGCAGUCCCCCAUGCCUGCCGCUCCACUAGGGAGCAACACUGUCGCUGCUAAAAGCAACACUAAGCAGACCCGUAAACAGGAGAUCAUCAAGAUAACAGAGCAGCUGAUUGAAGCGAUCAACAAUGGAGAUUUCGAUGCCUACACGAGGAUUUGUGAUCCUGGACUCACCUCUUUCGAACCUGAGGCUCUGGGGAACCUGGUGGAGGGCAUGGACUUUCACAAGUUCUACUUUGAAAACUUGCUGAGUAAGAACAACAAGCCGGUGCACACCACCCUGCUCAACCCACACGUGCACCUGAUCGGCGAGGAUGCGGCGUGCAUCGCUUACAUCCGGCUCACACAGUUUGUGGACUCCACGGGCCACCCUCGUUCCAGCCAAUCAGAGGAGACCAGGGUGUGGCAUCGUCGCGAUGGCAAGUGGCUCAAUGUUCACUUCCACUGCUCAGGAGCGCCUGCCGCACCACUACAGUGAUCAGUGGUCCUGAGCCUCCAGUCUACUGGAGUGUGUGUUUUGGGGGGCAGUUUUUUUCAGCGAGCGUGUUUAAGAGGCACGUCCUCUGCGUGGAUUGGCUAGUGCCAGGAGCCCGGCCGGGCGAGAUCGCAUCCCUCUCCACGAUACCAACCAAUCCUGUCCCUCCUUUGACCUGCUGGGGGCCGGCUGAACACAAGACACCGCCCCCUAUGGGAUGAUGCAUGCAUCUGGCGCCUGAUUGGAGGGCGCGUCUUUGCCCUCUAUCCCUCCCCUGGCAGCCAUCUUUUUUCUGCCCGCGCGAGAUGAGACGCCCUGGGGGAGGAGAGGAUUUACAGUUGAACUUGUGACAGUUUAUGAGUAUGAGUUAUGAAUAUACUGUGUAAAUUAUGACUAGAUGUACCAGAAACCACCAAAACCCAACCAAGCAUUUAUAUUCACUAUCUAAUAAGGGAGGAACAGAGAGGAGUGUGAAGUUAGCAGCUGAGAUUUUGGACACAUUUUUGGCAUUCUAGGGAUUACCGGGUAGAAAGUGUUGUGCUUGUUACCCGGGCGUUGAUGUAAAGAUGUAGGGAGAUUUUUUUCCCCCAACUGAAUUAUAGAGGGAAAAAAAAAGAUUCAAGGCCGCUCAGUCAGAGAACUUGAUGACGAGAGAAACUUGAUAUCAAAAACAUGAAGCACCAAAGUGUAGAACUUUAGGCUUUUUAUGUGUUUAUGUGUUUUCGUUUGUGUGCUUAUUUUUUUCCGACAGAACGGAAAAAUCGUGUUGUCGUGGGAUUGGGGUGGGUGGGGGAGGUGGGUAGGGGGACGUCUGAUUUGAGGUUACGUGUUUUGUUGUGUUUUUAACGUCCUGUUCCCUUUGCGUUCCUGUGAAUAACCGGAGCCUUUCUUUUUCCUUUUUUUUUUUUUUUUUUUUUUUUUGUCUGACUGAUCCUACAUUCGAGGCUCCUUUUUAAAGCAGCUGAGUUAUUUUUUUUGGUUAGUUUUUUUUAAGAGGGAUUUUACUGUGCAAAUUUAAAGCUAAGCUGCGCGUGAUUACAUGUUCUGUUGUGUGUCUGUAUGCAUUUGGAGGGAGAAAGUGGGCUGGGGAAAGGCGUCUGCGUUUUGCAUGUUUGCCCGCCGCCUCUCCCUCACCCAACCCAUCCUGCUCUCUCUCUCUCUUUCCCUUUACCUCUCUCUUGAACCAUUCCCUCUUUUAACCGUCCCUCCCGCUCCUUUUAUCUGCUUUCUGCAAGGGCCUGGUUUGUUUAUAAUCACUGUGUAAAUACAGUGUAUGUAUAGAUAUAUGUAGAAAAGUGUAAUAUAUGUACAUGUAUCUAAGAGACACUCAUCCUGUGCAUCUGGGUAUAGGAACCACCCCAUGACCUCCUGUGACCCCUGGUCUAGUUCAGGAGCAACAUUUUCCUCAGAUUUCAAUUUGCUGUGAUUCUCCUCCUUAAAGUACUUCCUUAAAACUCUGGUAGCCUCUUGAUUAUUCACGACAAACAUGAAUACAUGCGCUCGUGACGGCUACCAGCUCUACUCCCAUGGCCGUAAGACUGUUUUUGGAGAUGGGGAAUCAAAGGAAUAACAGGUUUAAAAUAGUUUGACCCCUCUGCUCAACAAUGACUUUUUAAAUAUGAAUACCCUCAUCAUAGUUUCCUUAACUCCUGAUCCCACAAAUGCUGUGAGGCGUCUCUCCAUAUCAUAUGCACACACGCACGCACGCGCACACACACACACACACACACACACACACACACACACACACACACACACUCUCUCACACUCACACUCACACUCUCACUCACUCACUCUCACACGCCUGGUGGUGUCUUUAGGCUUUGUAACAUAUCCGCACCACUACUGUGUGACCACGGCGCCACCCUUGCUGUGCUGCUUAAUUGUCUCCAUUCAUCCGCAACAGUCGUAUCUUAACCCUCCCCAUCCCCACCUCCCCCACCUCCCUCCUCUGAUAUCUACCCCCUCCCCCCGUGCCCUCGGUGUACCGACAAAGUCCCUGCUGUUGAGAUGUUUAGUUGUACCUCUCUCUGUUGUUUCUCUGUUCCCGUGUUACUGGUUUGAGUUUUUUUGUUGUCGUCGCUGUUGCUGUUAACUUGUCGUUUGGUAAUUUGCCGAUCUGCCAAGCUGGAGUUCUGCACUCUCCCUCGCACACAGAAAAAAAAAAAAAAAAAUAGAGAGUUAAAAAAUAAAUAAAUAAAUAAAAGGGAAAAGAGGGAGAACGUAAAGACAACACAAAAUUACAGAUUGAAUGAUCAUAGAUUGAUCAGGACUAAAUUAUUUAUUAAUGUAAUCUACCCUUGGUGGUUUUAAAUUGUGCCUGCUCAGUUGAGAGGAGUCUUGAAAAGUCAGAGAGAGAAAGAGUUGGUGUGGGUGUGCAGGUUUUUGUGAACCUGCACUGUUGAACCAGAGCGGGAGACCUAGUUAUAUGCAUGUUUCAGUUACGCAUUUCUACCAUGUACCUACCUGAAUAAGGAUGGAGCCUAGUGUUAAUAUAUGAUAUUUGCAUCUUUUGAAAUAAGAAUCUCCUCCAUCCAGAAUGUUGAAUAGGUGACAUGAAAAAUAUAAAAAAUAAAAAAAACGCAAAAUUUUUAAAAAAAGGAUUCAGGAGCCGUAGCUUGGUAUGAGGCCCUCGAUGUUAGCGUUUUCCCUGCGUUGUAAUGAUAUACUAUUGGGCUGCGCUUUCUCCCCCAGCCUUCACAUGGAUGCUGGAGUUUUUUUGCAUGAUCAUGAUGUACAAUGAAAUACAACCAUGAAUUGACGACUAUCAAGUGUUUGUCUGAGUGUUAGUUGGUCUUCAUCAUAGCUUUGUUAUUCUUCGAACUUGGAUCUUGAAAGUAUUUAAUAAAAAUACUAUUUCAGCACUG